Camarhynchus parvulus is the source of this 9378-nucleotide messenger RNA. It is a transcript of the gene AFF3, whose product is annotated as AF4/FMR2 family member 3. The coding region runs from base 304 to 4074 and encodes 1256 amino acids. The transcript is spliced from 22 exons. Gene Ontology annotation, cellular component: super elongation complex; nucleus. Gene Ontology annotation, biological process: regulation of gene expression. The record is from RefSeq and is a predicted model, not a curated record. Lineage: Eukaryota; Metazoa; Chordata; Aves; Passeriformes; Thraupidae.
CCGAGCCGAGCCGCGCCGCUCGCACACGAGCGGUGGCACCGUGUGCUUUCUUUUGGGGGCAGGGUGCUUGCUUCUUUCCUAGGGGGAAGCGGGAGGAAGGCGGCCGAGGCGGUCCGUCCCCGCCCGCGCGUGUGCGGAGAGCGGCCGGCGGCGGCGCCGGGGGUGCUCCGCGCCCUCGCCCUGCCCGCGGUGCAGUUACGAUGCGCCCCGGACGCCGUGCGGCUGCAGCGCGGCGGCGCUGACAUCGCUCACCAUGGACAGCUUCGAUUUAGCUCUCCUUCAGGAGUGGGACCUGGACUCUCUAUGAACAUGUCAUAUAAGGGCACUGUCAAAGGAAAGGCAAAGAAAAAGAAGAAGCAAAGAUAUUUACCCAAAGGCAUUUUUUGUGUCUAUGAGCCAGACAGAAAUGUGCUGCGAAGGAAGGAGUGGGAAAGGAGAAACCAGGAGGCCCAGCAGGACAAUGGCACGUUUAACACGAGCUAUUCUCUCUUCAGUGAACCCUACAAGACUAACAAGGGGGAUGAGCUUUCCAAUCGCAUCCAGAAUACUUUGGGCAACUAUGAUGAAAUGAAAGACUUGUUAACUGACCGGUCAAACCAGAGCCAUCUCGUUGGGGUUCCAAAACCUGGGGUUCCUCAGACAUCUCUCCCCAAGACUGAUGAACAUCUUAUCGCAGACUCGAGACCACCACCUCCUCCUCCUCCUCCAAUUUCCAGCACUACUUCUUCCACACCAGCAUCCCUAGCUGCCCAGCAGAGCAAGAGCGCCACAAUGGGCUGGCAGAAGGCUGGGCAUAAUGCCACUUCAGAUGGCCAGCAGAGAGUGAGCAAACACGGACACCGGUCGCUGGAGUCACACAAGGGUGACUUCAAACUGGCCAGCCAAAAAUCCAAUUUGGAGAAACUAAAACGCUAUGCAUCGAGUCCCACCUCCUCCUCUUCCUCUUCCUCUUCCUCCUCCUCCUCCUCUUCCUCCUCUUCCUCCAAUACUGCCCAGCAAAGCUCGCUGAGGGCCACAUUAGGAGACAACACCAACAGAGUCCAGCAGGCAGCGAAGCUCAGUUGUAGCUCAGAAGGAGGAACCAAAGUCCAAGAAAGGCCAGCAAAGCAUGGUGGGGGGCACUGUGUCCAAAACUUCCCACCUUCUCUUGCUUCAAAGCCCAGUCUGGGUCAGCAGAAGCCAACAGCCUAUGUAAGGCCAAUGGACGGUCAGGACCAGGCUCCAGAUGAGUCUCCAAAGCUGAAGUUACCAGCAGAGACAACCAAGUCAUAUCGGGGAGUGCCUUCCAGCAAGCCUGAUUCAGCCAGGACCAAGUCAAAGAUCACUAAGUUCAGCAUUCCUAAGCAAGAAGAAGACAGUGGAACAGGAGAUAACAGCUGCAUUGAAGAAAUAUUGCGGGAGAUGACCCAUUCAUGGCCUCCGCCACUGUCAGCAAUUCACACACCAGGAAAGGCAGAACAAAGCAAGUUUCCCUUCCCAAACAAGGAGUCACAACAGGGAUCUACAGGACACAGCAAUACAAGGAAAAGUGAUGUAGAGCCAAAGACCCCAGAGAAAAGCGCAACCCAUACAUCGAUGCUAGAAGAUGACCUCAAGUUAAGCAGUGAUGAAGAGGAGAAUGACCAGCAGGCAGCACAGAGAUCUGCUCUCCGCGUUCUAUCUGACAGCCUGGUGGUGCCGCAGGCCAAUGCCCGAGCCUCGGGACUCUCCAGCAAGGGCUCGAGCAGCAGCAGCUCCAGUGAAUCCGAGAGCAGCUCCGAGUCUGACUCAGAGAGCGAAAGCAGCUCCAGCGAGAGUGACGGCAGCAAGGCCUCGCACUACUCCAGCCCAGAGCCCGAGCCACCCUCGUCCAACAAGUGGCAGCUGGACAAGUGGCUGAACAAAGUUACCCCUCACAAAGCACCCAUCCUCACCCACCCCGAUGGCCCGGCGCUGGAAGCCCACCCCUACUACGGCCGCGUGAAGGCAGAGCGGCAGGAAGGACAGAAGACCCCGGCUGAGGGCUCGGCCGAGCAUCGCAGUGAGGAGAGCCGCGCCGCCGCCGCCGCCGCCGGGGACGGGCCGCGGCCCAGGACCGCCAACAAAGCGCCAGGCAGCAAGGGCAGCCGGCAGAAGUCACCCCUCGCUGCCGACGGCGGGCCGCCGAGGCGGGCAGCAGGGAAGAAGGCACCGCGGCGAGCCGAGAGGAACUCCGCCGGAGACGGCGCCCCCUGCUCCAGCGCAGAGGAGCCCCCCCGGAGCCACGGCUUCCCUGAAGGCGCUGCUGGCGAGGCGCCCAGGGCCCGGCCCGGCGGCGGCGGCUGCAGAGCGGGACACCGCCGGGAGCCCCGCUCGGCUGCAGCUGGUGAGAAGCGUCGGGCCCGAGGGCCGAGCAAAACGGCGCCCAAAUCCAAGGAGUUCAUCGAGACCGAGUCUUCGUCCUCAUCAUCCUCCUCCGACUCGGGCUCUGAGUCGGAGCGGGAGGAGCGCCCGCUGCCCAAGGUGCCAGCGGCAGCCGGGCCUGAGCCGCGGGGUGCCAAGGACGCGGGGAGCGGCACCGCCAGCAAACCCCACGGCGGCUGCAGUGCCUUUGGCUCUAUUAAUGCCAGGACUAGUAGUGAAAUAGCAAAGGAGCUGGAGGAACAGUUUUACACCCUGGUUCCUUUCGGUAGGAAUGAGCUCCUGUCUCCUCUGAAAGACAGUGAUGAGGUAAAAUCGCUGUGGGUCAACAUUGACUUGGCUCUUUUGUCCAGGAUUCCAGAGCGUUUGCCCGAAGAACCGCUGGCCAUGAGCGCCGGAGCAAACCAGGCGGCCAGCUUCCCGCAGGGUAGUAGUGCUGAACCCCCCGCAGAGAAGGGUUUACCGAAAUCUAGAAGGAAACGCAAGUGUGAGAAUGAGGAAGAGUGCAGAGAUAUCAAGAAGACCCACUUAGAGCGAGAGAGUUCUUCACGAUUAGCUGCCUCUGCCCAAAGCAUCACAACAGCAAAUCACUGCAAUAUGAAUGAAAAUAGCUUGGCAAUACCAAUAAAUAAAAAUGAGAAAAUGCUUCGGUCACCCGUCUCUCCCCUCUCUGAUGCAUCAAAACACAAAUAUUCCAACGAUGAUUUAACUUCCUCCAGCAGACCUAAUGGCAGCAGUCUAUUACCUUCAAUCUCCUCCAGCAAAAAACAUAAGGGUGAAAUCCAGUCACAGCCACAUCCUGGGGACUUCAAUAAAGCAAUUCACAUCAAUUCAGAAAAUGUUCUUCUCUGCAAUAAGCCACAGUUCCAAACAGAGCCUUGGUCACCUCUGUCCACCACACCCAGGGACUGCAGAAGAACAAAGCUUAUCUUUGAUGAUAUACCACGCAAUGCAGAUUACUUUAUGCAGGAAGCUAAACGGAAGAAGCAUAAAGCAGAUGCAAUGGUGGAGAAGUUUGGAAAGGCACUGAAUUAUGCAGAAGCAGCACUAUCGUUUAUUGAGUGUGGAAAUGCAAUGGAACAAGGCCCAAUGGAAUCUAAAUCCCCUUAUACCAUGUAUUCAGAGACAGUUGAACUCAUCAGGUAUGCAGUGAGACUAAAAACCCACUCAGGCCCCAGCGCCACGCCAGAAGACAAACAGCUGGCAGCAUUAUGUUACCGCUGCCUGGCCCUUCUGUACUGGAGGAUGUUCCGGCUCAAGAGAGACCACGCGGUCAAGUAUUCAAAAGCGCUUAUUGAGUAUUUCAAGAAUUCAUCAAAAGCUGCCCAGAACCCAUCUCCUUGGAGUGCCAGUGGAAAGAGCACAGGAACUCCAUCACCCAUGUCCCCUAGCCCUUCUCCAGUCAGUUCUGUAGGAUCCCAGGGGAGCACGGGGGCCCCUUCCCCAUCUCCUAUCAUCAGCAUCCCGCAGCGCAUUCAUCAGAUGGCCGCCAACCACGUCAGCAUCACCAACAGCAUCCUGCACAGCUAUGACUACUGGGAGAUGGCUGACAACCUGGCCAAGGAAAACAGAGAUUUUUUUAACGACUUGGAUGCAUUGAUGGGACCUAUCACCUUGCACAGCAGUAUGGAGCAUUUAGUCCAGUACACUCAACAAGGACUUCACUGGGUGCGGAAUAGUGCUCACUUGUCAUAAUGACUGUGUGCCAUUCACAUGGACAGUAUCCCUUUCAUGGAUAAUUCAGUUAUUCUGGACACUGUGCUACAGAAAUAGCCAGCUACAGCAUUGAUCCAAACAAAGGUGAAUAUUUCUUCAAUAUUGAGCAAAAUUCUUCUGAGUGUAGACAUGUAUGUGCACAGAGGUACAAUAUACAAUGAUGUCUCUUCAGAAUGAAUUGUUCUGUAUCACUCUCCAAACAUUUUCAUACACUAGAAAUACUAUAAAGAACUGAUCUUAAUGCACAAACAUACCCUUUCUAUUCUUGUACUGAAAAACUCAGAAACCAAAAUCUUAUGGGUUGAUUGAACCAAGUGCAAUAAGCACAGAUCCCUAUUCAGGAAAGCUCACAAUCGAUUCUUAACUUUAAGCUUGUACUGAAAUCCUGAUGACUUCAGCAGAGCUUAAGCACAUACACAAGGGCUUUCCUGAACUGGAAUGAAUGAGGGCAAAUCAUAGACAUGGAGAAUUUUUACUGCGAGCAUGGACAUGUCACAGAAGUUCCCAUAUUAAUUGUGCCAUUUCCCUGUUACUUCUCCACUGGAGCACAGAGAGGAGGUGUGUAGUCCACAUUAAGAUGGAGAAGGACAGCAUUCCUUCCUGUGCAAUAAGUUUCAACAAAUUGCAUGCAUUUCUUUAUCUCCUGUCUUUUUAAAUAACUUUACGUCUCGUUCAGCUCCUCACCAAGAGUGCAACCUACAGUAUCAAGCAAAAGGAAGGCCUGAAAACAGAUAUGCUGGUAGGAAGAACUUAACAGAGAUGGUGGAAAAUUGCAUUCUGUUACUGACAGUAAAUAGAUAAGGAAAAAAUAUAGCAAACAGUAAUCCAUUUAGGAAAGAAAAUGUGUUAAUUUCGGCUGCACACACACACAGACAGAUAUUUAUAACAGUUGUUGGCUUUGCAUGGGAAGGCUUCAUCCUGCAGAUUUUGACUUUCAUAUCUUUUUCAUCUAGCAGAAGCUUGCAACAUUUUCUUCCAGGCUGUAUGGGAGCAUUACAUGCAAUUUCCUUUAUCUGGGAAGCUGAGUUUGCUGCUCAUCAGGCUAAGAACUGUUUCCUAUCAUAAUCCUCUCACUCUUCAUGCGUAAUCCUCAACUAGGCUUUAACGUUUCUUGAUUUAUGGGAUGUUUUCAGUUCCCGUUGACAGGCUGUGUUUUUCAUGCCAGAGAAUUAAUCCCACAAUAAUUGGAGUUUAAUUUGGGUCAGAUGAGGUCAAGGCCAGUUCAUAUCAACCGUGCUUGCACUCAGUGCAUUUUUGUUCAUUUUCAGUGGUUUUCACAUAUUUAGGGGUUUUUUUCUAUAUUGGAAAUAUUUUCUUUUGCAAUCAGAUUUGCUGCCUUUACUCAAAUCAGCAGUUCCAGUGACUUUCAGUUGACUGUUCUUGUCAAAGGCAUUAGUUGAACCCUUUUACUGUUAUUUUCUAAUCUAAUUUGCUUACCUAUUAAGAAAUUGUGAGUACAAAAGACACUUUCAAUAGAAGAUACAAGUAGAAGUAGCCACUGAUACAAAUGGUUUAUUAAUUGGUACUUGCUGCCUUUAUUUUUUCGUCCCCCAUUUUUGAAGAGCUGCAUUUUGAAGAAAAGAUACCAAACAAUAUGGCACAAUUUCUCAGUCAAAUGUCUUUGGUAGCACAGACUCCAUGUACCCCGUGGUAAAGAGUGGGCUUAUGAGCACACUGAGCCCCACAUAGCUGUGUUUUUCUCACCAUAACUCCAGCUAUUGCUCAGACUCAGCAUUCACUGUGUUCUCUGAAGCAGCCACCAAGGAACUGCUCAGCCCCAAGCCAUCCUGGGCCAAUAUUUAUGUGCCCAUCGGUGCUCAGAUACUUCCCCCCAGAAGAAUGCCUGUGGCUGUGGCCACCUCAUAGUAUGGACUUGAGUGUUACAAAGUCGCUGGCUUUAGGAGAGAACAUGUACUUGCCUUUAAAUGACAAAAUACGUGACCUCUGAGUCCUGCUGUCACCCUUAGCCCUGGCUGUCACCCACCCCAGAAGGAACACAAUUUGUUUCGUCACAAGUAUCGCGGAGAAGUCGAUCGGUGCCUUUCUGUUUAUCACUUGCCUGAUCUCCAGCUGUGGAAGGAAGUCUGUCAGGAUUUGCUAGACUAGUAGCAAUGGAUUCUGUCAGCUGCUUCAAUGCCAUCCACAGGUACUGCAGGAUUUCGCCUCAGAUCAGGAAAGUGAAACUCCAGCUAGAUUAGCUUCUGUUUUCUUUGACGGUGCCUAUGAUGUUUAUCUUCAGAUAAGUUUGGGGGUUUGGGAGCCCUUUCUGAUAUUUAAUGUUGAGAAAUUUUAGAAGUAACAUAUAUUACUUGCCUUAAAUGGAGUUUAGUUUUAUUGCACAUGUGGCAUUUGAGUUUCAAAUAUGGAACUUUGAAGCAUGUUUAUUUUACUAAGAUCGGGAUAUUUUUCUUAACCAUGAUGAACUCUUUGUAUGGAUAUAAUAUGUCAAGAACCUUCAAAGAAAUGCAAGAAUUUAUGGUGUUCUGUUGUAACAUUUCCAAGUACUAAGCAUCUCUGUAGAUGAUUGUCCUUUCCUGUACAUUGCUCUCAUAUUGAGUUAUCUCAGCUAAAAUACCUAUUGCUUCCAUGAAAAUCUUACUGAUUUUUAGUUUUUGUGCUGGCAUCAUCUGUGUUGUCUGAUGAGCACACUGAGCCUUAAUUUCUGGUGGUGCAACAGGAUGAGUGGAGUAAAGGGUUUGGCCUUCUCUCCAUAGGGUUUCUCACAGCUAAACUAUUUUAGCGAGGUUAUGUAGAAUACUCUUCUGUGCAGGCUGUUUGCUUUCUAGGGUUGUUGCUGAUUGGAUGUCUGAAUGUGGCACAGUGACAACAAAUACUGAAUUUCAUCUUCUUAGGGACUGGUCUGCAAAAGUGCAUGUGACUUCAGGUCUGGUCCAGUUAAGCAUAUGCACCACUUUAAGAACCUGAAUAGUCUUAGGCAAAUCACACUGUGAGUCAAGGAUGCUUUGUGUGUUUUGGAUGGGACCAGAGGAGGCUGUCCUUUUUUGCAGUUCCAUGAAACACACUGACUUAUUUUAAUCUGCUGUGAAAGUCCAGGAACAUGCAGGCUUCUUUAGUCAUAGCAACAUUCAGGUUCAAUUUUGGAAAAGUAAGAAGUCAUUCUGUACAAAUCCAGAAGGAUUAUGCCUGGAGGAAGAAGUCUGCUUACAAACAGAGGCUCCAGAAUCAGUAAGAGCUCAUACAGCAAUGGGAAUGGAUGCAAAGGAACUGUGUAUUGCACGUGGGCUUGACAAAUCCAGAACAGCCUAAAGGAUUCUCACAGGCAGCAAGAUCAUACAGAGCCCUUGGCCUUAAACCCUUAUAGUAUGGCAUGGUGGCAUGAGUGUCAGGUAAGAACAAAGCAUAUGCAGAGGUUCAAGUGUGGUCAAAAGGCAGGCAUAGUCCUUCCUGUCACAUGGCAGGACACCCAAACCCCUUGUUUGCCUAUUUCUUUUGUUCAAAUAACAGAGCUCCAAAGGAAGAGAUUAUAGUGAACAGAAGACCUUAGGUAAAGGAGGUUAAGAGGAUCACGCCCUAAGUGUAGAUACAAACACAUAUGUAUAUACUGUAAAUCUAAAUAGUAAUAAAAGUCACUCAGCAUGAAGGUGCCUACCAUUGAUCAUCAAGUACUCAUCACUGAGCAGCCAUAUCACCUCAGAAGUGCAGUAGCUAUUGUCAAAAUAAUUUGUGUAGCUAAUUAAUUUAUAUGAAAUGCACCUUUGGGACUGUGCCAUAGUAUCUCUUUUGUAAUACAAAUGUUUAACCAUUUUUCAUGGCUACUGAUUCAAAUCUGAAAUGUCAGGAUAUCUUUUCUGCCCCAGAUGAGAACAUACACUUAGACCUGGCUAAUCGGUACUUAGUUUAUCUACCCAAGAGACUUUAGUAGUCACCAGCCUUAAUGCAUGUACAGUAUAUGCUAUUCACUGACUUAGUUGUAGGUUUUAAUCCAAAUGAAAUUGGAAUUUUCAAAAUUACUUGGAUUAAUGGCAUCUGCCUAGAUAUCCCACAGAUGUGACAUUAAAUGAUUCAUGAUUUUAAGCAAGAAAGUUUGAAUUCUGUGUAAAUAACAGUGGGUGAAUUCCUUGAUCUUUUUAAAAGAUGAUUUUUUAAAAAUUAAAAAAUUGUCAAAGCAAUAGGUUUUUUAACUCUCCUAAAUUUUUGGCAGGUCAUGGGUUCGUGGUAAAAGCUAUAUUAAGAACAUCUCCUUCUGCAAUAUGGCUUGUCUUUACAUAAUCCUCUUAAUGCUUAAUAUGUCAGAAAGAAAUGUUUCUUGUCCACAGCAAUGACAACAUUUCCCUCCCCCAUUCAGCGAGAAUCCUCAAACUAAAGAAUAAAAUCUCCAGGCACAAUAGAAAUACAAACAAUGCCUGAAGUAUACAGACUUGUUAAGGUAACAACAGAAGUCUGUCUGGCGCAGACCUAACAUGCCUCCCUUUUUGUUGUCAUUUACAUCACAUAUUUGACCUCACUGUGUUUGAAACUAAAGAAUUAGUCUAGUUUUCAUGUCUUUAAAAUGCCUGGUUGGUCUGAUCAGUAUCAUAAUUAUAACUGUUACAUUAGGCUAUGUGCUGUGCACCAAGGCCUGGGAAGACAUGUAACCACAUAUAAAUUUGUCAGAAUACAUUCAGAAAAGCAUUUGGAUGAUCUUAUGUCUGGUAUGUCUCAAAAAAUGUGAACCUAUGUCUCUGAGCCAAUAUUGUUAGCAUGAAAUUUAUCUACUUUACUGUCUCUCACAAAGCUGCCAUUUGCCCUCAAAAAGGCCAACCCUCCAUUUCCAGUAUCACUAGCCCCAAGCUGUAAAUUGCUCUUAAGGUUAAUUAACAAACUGGGAAAGUCACUUUAGGUCCUGUUUGUGCUAACCUGACUAAAGCUACAGAGAGGAAAACACUAAGUUUUAGAGCAUCCAUUGGUCUUUCAAUAGCCUAUGGUUUUCUUCAGUGAAAUGGGUGAGAUCCAGCUGGAGCUAUUUCUUUAAAUAAUUCCUCUGCCUCCACUUGCUGUCUAGCCCUGUUGCUCUUGGUAGCCCACAAGUAUGCCUGACUUUCAGGGGUAUUUCCUACUUUGGCAGCCCAAGCUACCUUUCCGAUUGGGUGCUGGAACACGGAGCAAGUAACUCACAGGUUGCAUAAAGGGCCUGGCUUUUGCCCCCAAAACCAGCAACAAAUACACCAAAGCUCCUUCACUUUUGCAAUUUGUGUAGCUUGAAUUUCACACACUGCAGCUUGAAGCCCAGCCUUAUCCCUGCUGCCCUCAAAGAAUUCCAGAAGGUCCAAGGAAAACAACAGA